UCAUGCUGCCUAGCCAGUGUCCAGAGUCUCUCAUGGCGUCCCUGUAAAACCGGCAAAUCCCAUGUCUGCUGUCUUCUGUCUCCAUCGCCACACUCUGCCAUGUGCCACUUUCAGGUCUCCUCACACUGCAUGGUGUGUUUCCAUUUUUUGUCAUAGGGUGCUGGCAGAUUACGGGCCUCCUAUAGCUGCUGCCAGGCCCCUAAUGCUUGGCCAUGGGACCCUAUACCUGCCUCCUCAUUGCUGCUGCCAGGUCCAGAAGUCUCUCAUUGGUCCCUGUACGGCCAUCCCUUGCUGCUGUCUCUCCAUCCGCCACAACUCUGCCCAUGUGCCCACUUUCAUGUCUCCCUACACAUGCUGGUGUGUGUUCCAUUUUUUG
Staurois parvus is the source of this 376-nucleotide messenger RNA. The record is from the annotation of a GenBank genome assembly. Lineage: Eukaryota; Metazoa; Chordata; Amphibia; Anura; Ranidae.